Molecule: messenger RNA, 750 nt
Organism: Schistosoma turkestanicum
Lineage: Eukaryota; Metazoa; Platyhelminthes; Trematoda; Strigeidida; Schistosomatidae
Source: the annotation of a GenBank genome assembly
AUGAAAUCAUAUUUGAUCAAAAUGAUACACAAUGUCCCAUUACCUAGAUUAAAUAAACCGGUGACUAUUAUGGGUUGUCUUAUCGCUUUAGCAUGUUUUGAUGAACACCCUACACUACAAUCAUUCAUUGAUAUAUUCAUUGCAUUAGCACCAGCUGCUUAUCUUGGUUCAAUUAAAAGUCCUAUACGUUAUAUUGCACCAUUAAUUAAAACAGUUGAACCAGUUGUUGAAUGGUUUGGAAAUGGUGAAUUUUUACCUUCAGGAAAAAUUAUGCAAUUUUUAGCAUCAUUAUUAUGUAAACCAAAUCAUAUACCAUUUGUAUGUACAAAUAUCAUUUAUUUACUUGCUGGAUAUGAUGAGAGAAAUACGAAUGUGACUCGUCUACCAGUCUAUGUUGCUCAUACACCUGCUGGAACAUCAGUUCAAAAUAUGGUACAUUAUUGUCAAGGUAUCAAUACAGAUCGUUUUCAAAAAUAUGAUUAUGGCGCUGAAAAGAAUCUGCAAAUCUACAAUCAAUCCAAUCCACCAUUAUAUAAUGUUUCACAUUUAAAAUUACCCAUAGUUAUUUAUCAUGGUGGUCAAGAUUGGCUUGCAACACCACAUGAUAUUGAUAAACUUAUUAAACAAAUCAAUUAUACCAUUUCAUCGAUACAUUAUUUUCCUUAUUAUAAUCAUUUAGAUUUUGUUUGGGGUUUAAAUGCCCAUAAAUUAUUAUAUCCAUCAGUUUUAGAACAACUUUCUAGAAUUUAA